AUGGAUUAUGGUGCAAUGGACAAAAUUGAAGCAGCAAAAUUCACUGAAAACAAGAGAGUUACAGUUGUUGGUUUCCAGAAAUCAGCACUUGAUAUUGCAGCUCAAAUUGCUAAAAACAAUGGUGUGAAAUAUCCAUGCACACUAGUUUUCAGGAGAGUAAACUGGGCAGGUUCAGAAGACUUAGUCAAAUUCACCUUCAAAAAUCUGAAUAGAUUCUCAGAAAUGAUGAUUCAUAAGCCUGGUGAAGGAUUAAUUCAUUGGUUUUUAGCAAUUCUACUUUCACCUUUGCGGUGGAUAUUUUCCAAAUUCGUGGAAUGGUACUUAAAAUGGAGUUAUCCGUUGAAGAAGUACAAUAUGGUACCGGACCACAGUUUCCUCAAACAAAUAUACUCGUGCAUGUUUAUGGUUUUGCCGCGAGGUUUUUACGAGAGAGUGAAGGAAGGGAGUUUGAUCUUGAAGAAAUCGAGGGCAUUUUUGGGAUUUUACCAAAACGGCCUUAUUCUUGACGAUACAAUGUCGCCUCGUUUGGAGACGGAUAUUGUUAUAUUUGCGACGGGAUAUAAGAGCGACGAAAAGAUUUCGAAUAUUUUUACUUCAAUUGAUUUGAAGAAAUGCAUUAUUGGUUCCUCAGCUCCCUUCUACAGGGAGUGCAUUCAUCCGAGGAUUCCACAAUUAGCGAUACUCGGGUACUCCGAGAGCCCGGCAACCUUGUUCACGUUCGAAAUGAGAAGCAAAUGGAUAUCACAUUUUCUCGCAGGAAAAUUUAAGUUGCCUCCGAUAAUCGAAAUGGAAGAAAAUGUCCGUAAAUGGGAAGAAAACGCACGUCGUUAUAGCUGCGAAAACUAUAAGAGGGCGUGUGUCGCUGCGCAGCUUCAAAUAUACUGCAAUGAUCAGCUCUGCAGUGAUAUCGGGUGCAACCCUAGACGAAAGAAAUGGUUUUUUCAGGAAUUAUUUUCACCUUAUCACCCUAUAGAUUAUGCAAAUAUUUGA
Messenger RNA from Erythranthe guttata (spotted monkey flower), 990 nucleotides. The record is from RefSeq and is a predicted model, not a curated record. NCBI's taxonomy places the organism in Eukaryota, Viridiplantae, Streptophyta, Magnoliopsida, Lamiales, Phrymaceae.